This is a messenger RNA of Bufo bufo (common toad), 936 nucleotides long. Its product is annotated as olfactory receptor 5V1-like. The record is from RefSeq and is a predicted model, not a curated record. The coding region runs from base 1 to 936 and encodes 311 amino acids. Gene Ontology annotation, cellular component: membrane. The transcript has a single exon. Gene Ontology annotation, biological process: G protein-coupled receptor signaling pathway. Gene Ontology annotation, molecular function: olfactory receptor activity; G protein-coupled receptor activity. Lineage: Eukaryota; Metazoa; Chordata; Amphibia; Anura; Bufonidae.
AUGUCGAACACAACGGAGACUAUAAUCUCAGACUUUACACUAGUGGGACUUUCUGCUAAGUGGGAACUUUUUCUUUUCAUUGUGUUUUUUCACUUGUAUAUAAUCACCUUGAUUGGAAAUGCAUCCAUAAUUCUUGCAUAUAUUUUUAGCCCCAAUCUUCAGAAUCCGAUGUAUUUCUUUCUUACCAAUUUUUCCUUUCUGGAGAUUUUUUACAUUUCAACUACGGCUCCAAGAAUGUUGGCCGACUUCUUAUCUAAAAAUAAAACCAUAUCAUUCUAUGGUUGUGCUGCUCAGUUGUACUGUGUCUUAUUGUUGGCUGGGACUGAGUUCUACAUUUUAGCAGCCAUGGCUUAUGACCGAUAUAAUGCUAUAUGUCAUCCAUUACUAUAUACCGUCAUUAUGAACAAAUUGGCCUGUAUUCAGCUCGUUGCUGGUUCGUGGACCAUUGGGGCAACCAAUGCUUUAAUCCACACCACAUUUACAUUCACUCUGCCUUUCUGUGGAUCUCAUAAACUGAAUAGCUUUUUUUGUGAUGUCCCUGUAUUACUGAAGCUGGCCUGUAAGGACACUUGGCUAAAUGAGCUUAUUGUCUUCAUUUUUGGUGGUGGAAUGACUGUGGGGUCACUUAUAUUCACAAUUCUCUCUUACGUGAAGAUCAUAUCAACCAUCUUGAACAUUCACUCAACCUCUGGAAGGAAAAAAGCAUUUUCCACUUGUACUUCUCACUUAAUAGUUGUUACACUUUUUUAUGGUUCUGUCUUUUUUAUGUAUUUGAGACCAAAGUCAAGUUACGGUAAAGAUGAGGACAAGCUGGUGGGUAUUAUGUACACAAUAGUUACUCCAUUAUUGAAUCCUUUUAUAUACAGUCUAAGGAAUAAGGAAUUCAAAAUUGCUGUGAAGAAAAUACUGAAAAGAAUUGUGCCAUUGAAUCAUUGA